UUCCCAAGCAGCGCAGACAGCCGGGGGGAAGCACAGGGAGGGAGUCACGGGCAGGACUACUACUCCUGAGGAUCCAGGAAAGUGUGUGUGAGGAGGAGGAUGAGGAGAGUGCGCCGUGUGAGGAGUGAGCGCGCUGCCUCCGUCUGCUGCUAGGUGCGGGCUCUGCAUGGCAAGGAUUCGCCCUCUUCCCCUUCUGGUCAAGGCGGCUUCUUCCUGAUCUGGACCUAUAUAAAGGUGGAUGUGAGGGAAGCGUCUGCUGUCAGCGCUGCGGCACACACCCUGGACGUGCACAAGAUUGCUAGGCGUUUGGAAGUUUGCCACAUUUAGCCAUUAUCAUGUUGGGAACAAGGAAAAUAUCGAUCUUCUCUCCUGGAUUUUAUCUACUUGUUAUUGUGCCUCUGUUGUGCCAUGUGGGAACUAUUUAUGGUCAAACCACCCCUUCUCCUGACAAUGACACUCAAGAUCCUUGCACUGGUACCUAUUAUUGUAAAGAAGGGGUCAUUUUACCUAUCUGGGAGCCACAGAACCCAUCCUAUGGUGAUAAAAUUGCAAGAGCUACGGUCUAUUUUGUGGCUAUGGUCUACAUGUUCCUAGGUGUAUCGAUCAUAGCUGAUCGUUUCAUGUCCUCCAUUGAAGUAAUCACAUCUCAAGAGAAAGAGAUAACUAUCAAGAAACCAAAUGGUGAAACUACAAAGACAACAGUGAGGAUAUGGAAUGAGACUGUGUCCAACUUGACCCUUAUGGCUCUUGGUUCGUCUGCUCCUGAAAUUCUUCUUUCUGUGAUUGAAGUAUGCGGCCACAACUUUCAGGCUGGAGACCUUGGUCCCAGCACAAUUGUGGGCAGUGCUGCUUUCAAUAUGUUCAUCAUUAUUGCUCUUUGCGUCUAUGUGGUACCUGAUGGAGAAGUCAGGAGGAUUAAGCAUCUUCGAGUCUUCUUUGUCACCGCAGCGUGGAGCAUAUUUGCCUACACUUGGCUGUAUAUGAUCUUGUCUGUUUUUUCACCUGGUAUUGUAGAAGUCUGGGAAGGUUUACUCACUUUUUUCUUCUUUCCUAUCUGUGUUUUGUUUGCCUGGGUCGCAGACAGAAGGUUGCUGUUUUACAAAUAUGUCUAUAAAAGAUACCGGGCUGGAAAGCAGAGGGGAAUGAUCAUUGAAACAGAAGGAGAUAGACCAUCCUCCAAAGGCGAUAUUGAGAUGGAUGGUAAGGCUCUCAACUCUCACACAGAAAACUUUAUUGAUGGCUCUUUAAAUCUUCAAAUUGAUGAAAAGGACCAAGAUGAUGAGGAGGCAAGAAGAGAAAUGGCUCGGAUUUUGAAGGAACUGAAACAAAAACACCCUGAGAAAGAAAUGGAGCAGUUGAUUGAGCUGGCUAACUAUCAAGUUUUAAGCCAGCAGCAAAAAAGCAGAGCAUUUUACCGCAUCCAAGCUACGCGUUUGAUGACUGGUGCUGGCAAUAUUUUAAAAAGGCAUGCAGCAGAUCAAGCAAGGAAAGCUGUCAGUAUGCAUGAGGUUAAUAAUGACAUUAUAGAAAAUGAUCCAGUCAGCAAGAUUUACUUUGAGCAAGCAACUUACCAGUGCCUAGAGAACUGUGGAACAGUGGCACUAACAAUUGUUCGCCGGGGCGGUGAUUUAACCAACACAGUGUUCGUGGACUUCAGAACAGAAGAUGGCACAGCAAAUGCUGGAUCUGAUUAUGAAUUUACAGAAGGAAUGGUUGUGUUCAAGCCCGGUGAGACACAAAAAGAGAUUAAGGUUGGCAUUAUUGAUGACGACAUCUUUGAAGAAGAUGAAAACUUUCUGGUCCAUCUUAGCAACAUACGAGUUAACUCUGAAACCACAGACGUAAAUUUCGAGUCCAAUCACGUAACAUCACUUGCAUGUCUUGGAUCACCCUCAACAGCAACAGUUACCAUCUUUGAUGAUGAUCAUGCUGGUAUCUUUACCUUUGAGGAGCCAAAUACCCAUGUAAGCGAAAGUGUUGGCAUCAUGGAAGUGAAAGUUCUGAGAACCUCUGGAGCUCGAGGAACUGUAAUUGUUCCCUACAAAACUGUUGAGGGCACAGCAAGAGGUGGUGGCGAAGACUUUGAAGAUACAUGUGGACAACUGGAGUUCCAAAAUGAUGAGAUUGUCAAAACCAUAUCAGUGAAAAUAAUUGAUGAUGAGGAAUAUGAGAAAAACAAGACCUUCUUCCUUGAGAUUGGGGAGCCUCGUCUGAUGGAGAUGAGUGAGAAGAAAGCCCUGUUAUUGAAUGAGCUUGGUGACUUUACCAUUACAGGGAAAGUGCUGUUUGGUAAAGCGGUCUACAGGAGGGUUCAAUCUAGAGACCGUCCUAUGCCAUCGUCAGUAAUCACCUUUACAGAAGAAGAUGAGGUUAAACAGCCACUCACUAGUAAAGAAGAGGAGGAGCGACGUAUAGCUGAAAUGGGCCGACCUGUGCUAGGAGAACACACAAAACUUGAAAUAAUUAUUGAAGAAUCAUACGAGUUCAAGAGCACUGUGGACAAACUGAUUAAGAAGACAAAUCUUGCUCUGGUGGUCGGAACGAACAGCUGGAGAGAGCAGUUCAUUGAGGCCAUUACAGUCAGUGCUGGGGAUGAUGAUGAUGAUGACGAAUGUGGAGAAGAAAAACUGCCAUCUUGCUUCGACUAUGUGAUGCAUUUUCUGACUGUCUUCUGGAAAGUUCUGUUCGCCUUUGUCCCUCCAACGGAGUACUGGAAUGGUUGGGCCUGUUUUAUUGUGUCCAUUUCAAUGAUUGGUCUCCUCACAGCAUUCAUUGGAGAUUUAGCUUCGCAUUUUGGUUGUACUAUCGGCUUGAAGGAUUCUGUUACUGCAGUCGUUUUUGUGGCUCUGGGAACAUCGGUACCUGAUACUUUUGCAAGCAAAGUGGCAGCUAUCCAGGAUCAAUAUGCUGAUGCCUCCAUAGGUAAUGUCACCGGUAGCAACGCUGUGAAUGUUUUCCUGGGGAUUGGCGUGGCAUGGUCCAUUGCUGCCAUUUACCAUACAGCUCGUGGAGAGGUGUUUAGAGUCAAUCCUGGCACUCUGGCUUUCUCCGUCACUCUUUUCACCAUAUUUGCAUUCAUAAACGUUGGUGUCCUGCUCUACAGACGACGGCCUGAAAUUGGUGGUGAGCUGGGUGGGCCGCGGACUGCCAAGCUUCUUACAUCGGCCCUCUUUUCUCUCCUGUGGCUCUUGUACAUUUUCUUCUCAUCUCUGGAAGCCUACUGCCACAUACAAGGCUUCUAAAUAAACACUCCAAGAUAGUAAAUAUAUAAAUAUAUAUAAAUAUAUGUAGAAUGAACAGAGGAAAAAAAAGAGACAUUGCCAUUUCCACUUACCUGCUGAUGGAAUGCGAAUGUAAAAGCAUUCCUUUUAAUGGGUAGGAGCAAGAAUUUAAGGUUUCUUACCUGGGGGCAUCAUGUUGAACUAGGCAUUGAUGCAGGGACAUCUUUGCAACUGUACCUAAAACAGUGUACUAUACAUGUUUGACUACUUUUAUUUUUGAAAUGACUAAUCUGAAUGCUACUUGGGCCUUUUUGUUAUAAUGUAAAGAUGCCGGAAUUACUAGUAACUAUUUUUCUGUUGAUGUUAUUGGGGAGCGAGAGGGGUGAAAGUCUGGAAGAGAAACCUUUCUGAUAUUCCAAUAGCCAUUGUCAAAAGUUAAUUGAACCAAGUGGCAAAUGGAGAAGUAGUAUGCCAGCAAGAUGUUCAUGAGUUGAAAUUGAUUACUCUACAGUGUAUCUCAAGGGCAUUUGACUCUACCGUGCUCUGUUAGCUUCAUGUGUGGACCUGAAAUGGGUAAAUAAAUCCAACCAAACAAGAAGCCUUCUCCUCUCCAACUAACUGUUGCAUUGUAACUAGCAUGUGUUUCUCCCUGUUCUAAGUCACCAAACUACAACAAGUCUUUCCUGUUUGUGCUUUGCCUACAUAAAAUGACCAUAUUAGAAGCCCCUUUGCCGGUCUAGGCAAAUUGUCUGCUGUUGCUUAGACGACAUCCAGAGCCAUCCAUGCAAGAGUCUUCUGGGCACCUAUCCAACCAUAACCAUAGUCAUGUCUUGGAAUGUCUUUGUUCUUAUGUGUACUGUUGUGCAUGAAUGAAAAGUAUUUGUGUAUGCUAUAGCUUAGCGAUUUUCCCCAUUAACCAAUGUUGAUUGAAUGUGAAAGACAUGAAUGUGUUUGUUUUUUUUUCCUCUCGUUACAUGUUUGGGUUUUUUUGUACGUUUUUCGGUGGUUGUUUUGUGUAUUGAGUAAUAUAGACAACCUCUGUAAAUUCAGCAUAGUUCUGUACAAAGUACAGUAUGGCAGCAUACAACUAAUGAAGGAUGUGAAAGCCUCUCUAUUUGCAUUGCCCAUUGAAAGGUUUAGUAUGGGUCUCAUUCAGAUAUUUAAAUACCAAAAAUGUGCCUAGGAAAUUAUAGAAUUAUUUAAGGAAGUAUUUAUUAGAAUUUAUAUAUUUUACAAUAACUAAUAGAGGCUGUGGAUCGCUACUAGUGGAUUAUAUGCUAGACAUAUCACACAUUGCAUUAUUAUUAUAGCACAUUUUCCACAAUUAUUUUUGUUUUCAAAAAGCAGUGCCAUUGCCUUGUAGUUAAAACUGGAUUUUUUUUUUAAAGAAUUGCUAAAGGGAAUGAAUGGGUCCGAAGCCUUAAGUAGCCAUCAUAAGUAUGCUUUGGUCUCAGCUUUCUUAUUAGAAAUGUGUGGUUUUCAGUAUCAGAUUUGUAAUAUCUGAUUUUAUAUAUAUGUAUAUAUAUAUAUAUAUAUAUAUAUCAUGCAGCUUAGAUACAACACUUUUAACUAUUUUGAAGUCCAGUUUGAAAGUGCAGCGAAAGUAUGAUUUUGUUGCCAAAAAUUGCAUUAUCAGAUUACUAGCACAAUGUUGAUAAGUCUGCAUUGGAUGUAUACCAAGGGAAGGUUUGCCAUAGAUAUAUUAUUGCAAGAAGUCUGUUGAGUCCCUGCCGUGCACUGUAACAAGCCAAAAAAUUAGCAUUAUGAAUCUGACCUUGGAGUGCUCCUGCGGUCGAAAAACUACUAUGCUUUACACAUAGACCAUGCCAUGCUUACCAUAUGAUGUACUGGCGACUAACUGCACCAAUCUGGACCUCUUUACAAAAACAGUAUCAUUAGUAGAUGCUUUAUAUGCUUUCAUCCUCCAUAGCUUAGUCUGAUUGUCAACAGCUAUGUUUGACCUACAUUAAUUAAAUGAUUGAUACAAAUAACUGCAAAAAUACAUAGAAGUUAUAUUUAGUGGUGCUUCAAGCUACAAUAUCAAGUUAUAACUUGAGACCAUAAUUUUAUGAAAAACUAGUAACUGGUAUCCGAAGCCCCAGAAAUAUCUUCUCAAAUUAAAAGAAUAAUGUUGAUUAAAAGCUGAUGGAAGUUUAUAUAAUUACUUUCUUUAUUGAAACCAGGAGCUUCUUCAGGAUCCAUUACAGUAAUAAUAACUUGAGGCCAUUAUCACCUGUUGUCCUGGCAAAGGUGGAGAGAAAUACAGUACAUACUGAACACGUACAUGAAUGUACUGUACCUCAGAAAGUGGGUACUAGACAAUCAAUACAUGCAUUUUGGUAAUACAGAGCCACCUACUUGCACCUUAAAGUGAUGUGUGAAUUUACUGGCAUUCAACCAAUGAAAUACCGACUCUGUCUGAAUGGAUCUUCCAGCCAAUCAUAAACCCUGUAGAUUGAUAGUAUCUUUGACAUUGUAAUUUCAAUGUCAUUUUUUAGUUACAGUGGCCCAGAAAAGGUCAUAUUGUACCCUGAGGCCAUUGUACGGGCCUUUUGUACACGGGUCUAGGAUCGGGAUAGUUAUUGGGGAUGAACAGUCUUAUGAACGCUCAAUCACGAUAAUUUUCCUAUGUAAAGGUGCCGUCGAUCCCUCGAUGAAGGAGCUUACACUCAGGAGCUGGCAUCUUUCAUGCCAGACCUAAAAUCAUCGUAUAAACAGGAAUGUACUGCCAACAAGUAAUGAACCUGUAUGAGAAUAGAGAAACGAUCAUUCAUUCCCAUACAGAGGAGAUGAAUGAGCGGCACGAUUGGUUCUUUCCCAGGUGCUGCCCUAUCCAUCAGCCCAUGUAAAUAGGUCCUAAGAUUCAAAAUGAAUUGACUCCUUGGUAUGGUAAGACACUUCUGCCACCUUUCAUCCCACUACUAACAACAAAGUUACAAUUUCCUCUGAAAAGUUUGAACACUACGUCAAAUGCAGCUUUAUGUGUCAACAGCCUAUAGACCAUUCUGCAAGAUUUCUGUAGCAAAUGGUACCUGUGUAAAAUCCCAUUUCUUUAGCAAAACAAUUUGGAAUUCUGUCGGUGGCACAUUUUUACGCACAAUUUUUAGAACCAUGUAAUAAAUUAUUAAACGUUCUGUUUUUUAUUCAGCUGCAAAUAACUGCCUGAAAAUUCUACAAUCAUAGAGACUCAAGUAUGAUCACAAAUACGGACAGGAACUGGAGGUGUUGUCUACAGCAAACCUAUGUGAUGGUGGCAUUCAAUGUCAGACCUGCUUUGAAAAAAUAUUUGAUUGGUUCCCAUUGGAGACACCUUCAGUUCUUGCCUGCACUGAUACAUGAGGCCCACUCAGUGCCUCCUAGAAAGACAUCAUAUCCAAUACAUCAUGCUAUCGUUAGUAUACCACAUCAUUUGUAGUUUUGACACUUAAUGAUAAUUAAGACAAACUAAAUGGUUUUACCUAAAAUUAGACAUAUCAUAAAACUAUUUAAUUACCUUUACCGAAACAAAAGAAUUCAACAGUCAAAGUGCAUUGAUUGUGAUAUGUAAUGGAUAUUCACAACCAAGAUUCUUCAUAUGCAAACGGUUAGAUUUUGCUUUUAUUUUCUUUGUGUAGUGUCACUUGCUUGGUAUGGAAAUUUGUAGUUUGACACAGAUAAUGAAGCAUUUAAUGCACAGGAAAGAUACUUUGUGACUAAGCAAUACAUGCAGUUGAAAACAUUAAGCAUUUAGGAUUUUCAGGAAUAUGUUAUUUUUUAUAUAGAUUGGUCUACGUGUUAGUAUAUUUUGUCAAUUAUUUUGGCUGAACACUAGCUUUAAAGGGAAUAUGUCAGCAGUUUUGACAGUGCUAUUCUGAUGACAGUACUAAGUAGGGACUGGGGAGGGCAGGACAAACAUACCUUUUGUGAAUCUUUUAGCAUGAGUAGUGUGAAUAUGAAGUUUUAUUCUGCCAGUGUCUGCUCCUCACGCACAGUGGAGGUGGAGCUUCACUGUGAGGUGCUCUCUGCUUUCUGCAUUAAGCUGUUUCACAUCCUCUCACUUACAGCUGCAGUGGGCUCCUGGUUGGAUAUUACAGCUGUCAAAAAGUCCAGAUUCUCACUACUUUUGAUAACAAAGGCUCUACAAAAAGCAUGUUUGUGUGCUUUUAGCAGUUUAGCACGGUCAAAUUGGCAUGACACCGAACUGUAACAUUCCCAGAAAAUCCCCAAAUUAUUCUACCCCUGUAGUCCUGGGCUCAAAGGGAACCUGUCACGCUGAGCAUGCAGUCUAAUCUGCAGGCAUCAUGUUAUAGCAGGAGAUACUGAGCAGACUGAUAUAUAGUUUUGCUGGAAAAGGUUCUGUAUUUAUUUUUUUAACUAAAACUCUGCACGUUCUGGGCUUUUCCCACACAUUUAUAUCACUUUGUCCCUAUAACACUGUUUUUAGACUGGUCCACUAUAAAGACAAUAUUUGAGUAUACAUGUAGAAAUUCCUAUACUUGAGAACAUUAUAUUAACCAAAAAUAACAUUAUUUUUUUUUUUUUUAGAUUUUUAGACAUUAACCAUAAAGCACCUUUUUUUCUGAAAUAAAAAUAUGUUUAUGCCAGCAUAUAUUUAGUAGAGACAAAUUCCAGAUGGCUGAAAUUCAUACAAGUUAAAAGCUUAUUGUACAGUGCCAAGGAUAUUAAGAUUUUAGUAUGGAUUUUUUAUUUUUUAUUUUUUUCUGGUUUGAAUAAAAAAAAAAUGGACAAAUAAAUUACCAAAUUCAUCUUCAAACAUAUGGCCAGAAAUGUGGAUAGUUUGUUGUACAACUUCUUUUUGAAUGAGGGGAAAAAUAAAAUAUAAUUACAUUUUUCGGGUAAGGUAAAUGAAGUAACUACUAUAAAAAAAAAUCAAUAUAACAUAGCCAUUUGAUGUUUUACAUUUAAGUUAUAAUAGAAACACCUGAUUUUGCACUUUUGUCUGUUGUUUUUCUUAUGUUUGUUAUGAUUUCACUUUAGUCCUUGCAAAUAUUGCAUUCAUAUCUUGAGAACACUACUCACUGCUAAUAGUGCAUGCUUAUUAUACAAGCAAAAAUACAAAAAAAAGCAAAAAUAAUUACUCAAAAAAAGUUGCAGUUGGGUACUGGGGGAAAAAAGUAAAUCCUUUUUUUGCCUUGCUUAGGUUCUGGAAUAAAAAAAUAAAAAUAUAUCUCAGUACACGGGGUUCAUGUUUUUGGGUUAUACAGAUUUAAUUAAAGGGAUUGAAGCUUUUUUUUUUCUUUGAAACUUUAUAGUGUGUUUUGUGCACCAAUGUAAGAUUAAGCACGUAUACUGUGAUAAUUGUUUGUGGUUCACGUUCAAAUGACAUCAUCACAAUAUAAAUGGAAACUCUGAGGUUUAUUGAUGACAUAUGAUACUGUACAUAUAAUGUAUUAUCUAUUUUCUUUGUCAAUCGGCACUUUUAUUUUUUUGCUUUCAUGCUUAUAAAAAUAAAAAUUAAAAAAAAAGAAA
Molecule: messenger RNA, 8690 nt
Organism: Bufo gargarizans (Asiatic toad)
Lineage: Eukaryota; Metazoa; Chordata; Amphibia; Anura; Bufonidae
Product: sodium/calcium exchanger 1
Exons: 11
Coding region: 336-3242 (968 amino acids)
Biological process (GO): calcium ion import across plasma membrane; sodium ion transmembrane transport; cell communication
Cellular component (GO): axon; sarcolemma; postsynapse
Molecular function (GO): calcium:sodium antiporter activity
Source: RefSeq, a predicted model, not a curated record